AGCCAUGACUUUAUCAUGUAAAGUCUGAGGAGUUUAUGAAGAUAAUAAAUAUUUUCUCCUUUCUUUGUUCAUAGAUGGAUAUGAGUCUAAAGGAGUUACUAGCAGCCGUCUUCCAAAGGCUACCUGUGUCCACAGAUCAUUUUGUGAAGGAAUUCCUUCACGUUCUCCACCAGGAUUUGUUUCCCUGCGUGGUUCCUGUGGGAGUGGCCGCUACGUUUAUGUCCGUCCUCUCUGCCGUCUUUGUGGCUUAUAGAUGGAACCGAACCCCAAAGUGCAGAUCCUCCGAAGUAGAUGAAGGUGAUGCAUCCUGCACUGUGGGAGCUAAAGAGACAGAGAGGACUCAUGCGAUGAAGACGAAUCCGAGAAGCCAGGUCUCCCUCAGUCAACUGCAGAGCGUCGUCACGACGACGUGGAUAAACAAACUGGAAGAACGUUUGAAACAAAGUGACAUCCUUCAAAAACAGCUGGAGAACGAACUGGAAACUGCAAGAAGAGAUCUGGAGAACAUGACGGAGGAGCACAACAAGCAGCAGAGCUUGCUACAAGAAUCCAAGCGUGAAGCCGAGUCUCUGAUCAAGGAGAACCAGGAGUUAGAGAAAAAACUGACUGAAGUUAGGAAAGACGACGUGAAGCAGCCUGAGGCUGAAGUCCUGCAGCAGCUGAAGUCUGAACAGCUAAAGAGAGAAAAGGCUGAAAAAUCCCUGCAGGAGCUGAAAACAGAGCUGGACACCAAAAACCAAAAGCUGGAGAGUUUAUCAAAAAAGGUUGAAAUUCUCCAUGAGAUGAUGAAGAAGACAGAAGAGUCUCAGCAGGUGUUGAUGAAGGAGCUGGAAAACCAUAAAAACCAGAAAAACCCGGAUCCUGAUCAAUCUGCAGCCGUUGAGGAGUUAAAAGUGGAGAACAUGACGUCAGAGAUAACGGAGCUCCGCAAAGAGCUGACAGAAGCCCAGGCUCAGUCUGAGGCUCUGGCAGAAACGAACCAGCAGCUGGAGGCUCAGCUGGCUGAUCUGAAGGAGAGAUACAACCAGGAGUAUAAAACAAUAAUCGCAGAGGAGCGAGAGUGGAGGGAGGAGCUUGACAGAGACCUGAAGGUUCUGAGGAAGGAAUAUGAAAAUAAGAACAACCAGCUGAGAGAAAUCCAAAAGGAAGCAGAAUCUAAAACCUCUGAAGACGUUUCAGCACCGGCAGAGGAAGAGGAAGAGGAAGAGGAAGAAGAUUCAUAAAACUAUAUAUUUAAUAGUCUUUUAGAUGAACUGAACUUCAGCAGUUAGCUAAUGACAACUCUGAAACUGCUAUUUUUAAUUUAAGGCUUGGAAAACAGUCAGUUCAAUCACAUUAUUUAAUUAGGUGAUGG
This is a messenger RNA of Xiphophorus hellerii (green swordtail), 1354 nucleotides long. RefSeq names its product trichohyalin-like. The transcript has 13 exons. Bases 75 to 1223 code for a protein of 382 amino acids. Lineage: Eukaryota; Metazoa; Chordata; Actinopteri; Cyprinodontiformes; Poeciliidae. The record is from RefSeq and is a predicted model, not a curated record.